CUAGGGAUUAAACUAAGCUGGAUUUAGGUAGCAAAACAAAAUGUGUUCUACAAUGUGGUUUGUAUGUGCUAUCAUAUUUGUGGUCGCGGACAUCAGAACGGGAGCCCUUCAACAGCACGGAAUGAAGCCCCAGCAAUGUCAUCAAUGUACCGCGAGCAACACAACGAGCUGCGAGCUACACACUGAUUGGACAAACAUCGUAUGCCCGAACGACCGGCCGCAUUGUGGGACCAUCGCUACGGGACCACGAUUUGCGUCUUCAUUAACCUGUUCAGCAACUAAUAACACAUCGUGCUCGUUAGUAUAUUCCACUGGAACUACACUUGAGCUAACCUGUACAUGCUUGGAGAAAUUUUGCAACCUUCCAUUUGCACCGAAACUACAGACUGAACUACUCAAUUUUUCAUCUAAGUACAACGACAGCGAGAAUCUUACGGAAACUUUCUUCAAAAGGUCGAUAUUUGCUAGCUCGACCGACUUUAGUCUUUAUAAAGAGAUAACGAGUGAACUGGAAGAAGCUACUGAAUUGCCAAUGAGGAAUAGUUCACAGCUUACCACGUUUUCAAUUACAAGUACUACUUUGGUGAUCGAAAAUGUUUCAAAACAUCCGGAAGUUAUGCCUCAUCCUAUUGCACUCAAGCAAAAUCCGUCAGUUCCAUCUGACGAUGACGAAGACGAAAGUGAAGGAAGUGGUUCAUAUGAAGAACCUAGAUCACGCAACCAUGCAUCUUCAGUACCUGCAGCACCUAGUUCCUUCCUACCCGCGAAUGAAAGCAACGCUGCGUUUUUACCUAAAGUCUCCUGUUCUAUUUUGCUGUUAAUUAUAAAUAUGGUACUGUAGAAAUAAUGUGUGCAAUCUUCAGUAUAAUAAUAAAAUUGAAAACAAAAUUCGUUUAGCUUCAAUCUUUUGGGAACAAAUGGGAAUCUACAAGGGGACAUUUUUGUAGAACCUAUUAAGUUUAUUAUCACUUGGACUAUGUCAGUUCAAAUUUUUUUUCUCUCGUCAUUAUUGUUUAUUUGAAUUACUUUAUUACUCAAUCAUUAAUGUAUUUUAUUUCGAAGUAUAAUAAGAUAACUUUUGUCCCACAUCACGUUCAUUUUAUUUGUUUUAUUUAAGUGUGUUAUGUGAUACACAAAACCCACGUGCCAAACGUAGCAUUGUAAAUAUAGAUGUUUUAUUUAUCAUGCAAGAAUGUUGGAUACUAAAUUGGUGUUACGUGUUCAAGAAUAUAGGAUAAGAUACGUUUUUUCCAAAGAAUAGGAUAUAAAAUAU
Molecule: messenger RNA, 1273 nt
Organism: Bombyx mandarina (wild silkworm)
Lineage: Eukaryota; Metazoa; Arthropoda; Insecta; Lepidoptera; Bombycidae
Source: RefSeq, a predicted model, not a curated record